GUAGCAGCCUCAAAGUCAAUGCGUACACAGACAGUUUCGUGGAAGCUCGUCCAGCACGUACAUCGUCACGCACGCCAACAGCAGAGCUUCCUUGCCGUCUCCGUCUCUGCUCUCCUCAUCCCAAGCAAGAAAAAGCGGAGCCCGAGACCCCCGGCCGCGCUCCCGCUCUCCUCGACGCACCACCGCGAACCAGCGCCGCUCGUACACAAACUCACACACACAUGGCCGGCGCCGAGAGCGGCAGCGACCUGGUGCUGCUGGACGUGUUCGCCAGCCCGUACGCGCAGCGCGUGCGCAUCGCGCUGGCCGAGAAGGGCCUGGCGUACGAAAGCACGGAGGAGGACCUCGCGGCCAAGAGCGACCUCCUGCGCCGCUCCAACCCGGCGCACGGCGGCAAGGUGCCGGUGCUCCUCCACGCGGGCCGCCCCGUCUGCGAGUCCCUCGUCAUCCUCGAGUACCUCGACGACGCCUUCCCGGCGACGCCGCCGCUCCUGCCGACCGACCCCUACGCGCGCGCGCAGGCGCGGUUCUGGGCGGAGUACGCCGGCCGGGCGCACCUCUGCGGGAAGCGGCUGUGGCUGAGGCGCGACGGCGAGGAGGCGGAGCCGGAGCCCGAGGCGCGCGCGGAGAUGCUGGCCGUGCUCCGGACGCUGGACGCCGAGCUCGGCGGCCGGGAGUUCUUCGGCGGGGAGGCGUUCGGGUUCGUCGAUGUCGCGGCCGUGCCGUUCGCCUCGUGGUUCCUCACGUACGAGCGCCAUGGACGGUUCGCCAUGGCCGAGGAGUGCCCGGGGCUCGCGGCGUGGGCGGCGCGGUGCGCGCGCCGGGACAGCGUGGCGGCUAACGUGUACCCGCCCGAGAAGGUGUACCAGCGCGUCCUCGAGUACAGGCAGUGGGUGCUCGGCCCAAAAUGAGAUCUCCGUCAUUCCCCUGCUUGCAUGGUCAUCUCAUCUGACCGUGUCUUUUUUUUUUCUUCUAUUCGUACGAUUGUGUUGUGUGUGCCGGUGCCCGUUUGGUGACAUCAAUUAAAUAUUCAGUCUUGUUUAUUUCACCUCAAAAUUCAAGAAGAUUUCAAGAUUUUCGACA
This is a messenger RNA of Sorghum bicolor (sorghum), 1083 nucleotides long. RefSeq names its product probable glutathione S-transferase GSTU1. The record is from RefSeq and is a predicted model, not a curated record. NCBI's taxonomy places the organism in Eukaryota, Viridiplantae, Streptophyta, Magnoliopsida, Poales, Poaceae. Bases 222 to 911 code for a protein of 229 amino acids. Gene Ontology annotation, molecular function: glutathione transferase activity. Gene Ontology annotation, biological process: glutathione metabolic process. Gene Ontology annotation, cellular component: cytoplasm. The transcript has a single exon.